AAGCACUUCGGCAAUGUUCGGCACACUUCGGUCUCUCCUAACCACCGCAGUGUCCAAGAUGGCGGCAGGAAAGAAACUCACGAAGGAAGAAGAACUUCUACUCCAGGAUUUCAGCCGAAAUGUGACCACCAAGUCCUCGGCACUAUUCUACGGGAAUGCCUUCAUCGUUUCUGCCAUCCCGAUAUGGCUGUACUGGCGCAUCCACCAGAUGGACCUGUUCCAGUCCGCGGUCGUGUUCGGGGUCAUGACCCUGGUCUGCACCUGGCUCAUCGCCUUCGCCUACAAGAACGUCAAGUUCGUCCUCAAGCACAAGGUUGCCCUCCAGCGUGAGGAUGCCGUCUCCAGGGAGGUGAUGAAGAAACUGUCGGACGCAGACUCCAAGAAGAUGUCUCGCAAGGAGAAGGAUGAAAGGAUCCUGUGGAAGAAGAACGAGGUAGCUGACUACGAGGCCACGACCUUCUCCAUCUUCUACAACAACGCGCUCUUCCUGUUCCUGGUCAUCGUCGCCUCCUUCUUCAUCCUGCGAUCGCUCAACCCCACCGUUAACUAUGUGCUGUCUGUGGGCCUGGCUGGUGGACUGCUGGCACUCUUCUCAACUGGCUCACAAUAAAAAGGACAAAAAAACACCAUGUAUUAACAUCCUCUUUCAACAGCUCAGUCAGCAUCCACCCCAUUCAUGAAGUGGUAGAAUCCAGUUUUUUUACAAAGACCAUUUGUGUUCGGAAUCUUCUAUUUUGGAAAGGGGGGAGAUUGAUUUGGGUUGUUGAGACAGGAUGGGCUGAAAGGAUAGGAGGGGUCAAAGUUUGCAAACGUUUCUAUGAAGUUGGAGUAAUGAUGCAGCAUUGUAAGUUGCAAAAAAAAAGUGUAGAGUAGAAGUACAUGUAAUUUAGUAGUAUUUGAUAUUGAUUUAUUAUGUAUUGAAAGAGAAAUAAACUUAAGGUUCGCCAAUGGCAAUGUCUAGGGUUUAAAUUAGUACACUAAGAAUUGCUAGUUCAUGAUAUUGAGAAAGGAUAUGAUGAAAGAUGAGAUGCAAUAUACCUCAAUGUUGCCAAAACAAAACUGCAUCCUUCUACUCAGAACGAACACAGGCCCCUUCUAUAGGAGUGAGCAUUCCAGUGUGGUGCUAUGAAAGAAAUAAAGGGUUUUUAUACAUCACA
Messenger RNA from Branchiostoma floridae (Florida lancelet), 1157 nucleotides. Its product is annotated as translocon-associated protein subunit gamma-like. NCBI's taxonomy places the organism in Eukaryota, Metazoa, Chordata, Leptocardii, Amphioxiformes, Branchiostomatidae. Bases 14 to 610 code for a protein of 198 amino acids. The record is from RefSeq and is a predicted model, not a curated record. Gene Ontology annotation, biological process: SRP-dependent cotranslational protein targeting to membrane. The transcript has 5 exons. Gene Ontology annotation, cellular component: membrane; endoplasmic reticulum.